Messenger RNA from Callorhinchus milii (elephant shark), 1789 nucleotides. RefSeq names its product tyrosine-protein phosphatase non-receptor type substrate 1-like. Lineage: Eukaryota; Metazoa; Chordata; Chondrichthyes; Chimaeriformes; Callorhinchidae. Gene Ontology annotation, molecular function: MHC class II protein complex binding. The transcript is spliced from 7 exons. Gene Ontology annotation, biological process: positive regulation of T cell activation; antigen processing and presentation of exogenous peptide antigen via MHC class II; immunoglobulin production involved in immunoglobulin-mediated immune response. Gene Ontology annotation, cellular component: MHC class II protein complex. Bases 33 to 1139 code for a protein of 368 amino acids. The record is from RefSeq and is a predicted model, not a curated record.
AUUCAGAUCAGCAGCACCAGGCGGUUAGAAUUAUGUUGAGUCCUUUGUUAUACCUGUGUGUCCUGGUGAUUAUUUCCACGGUUUUUGGUGAUACUUCCGUUAAAAUUACUCAAUUCCCUGAAUACUUGACGGCAAACAGAGGAACAAACAUCACCUUCUACUGCGGCUAUCCAUUCUCUCUACACUCUUCACGUAUCCAAGUGUACUGGAGGAAGCAGGGAGAGACGACAUACCUGCACACACAAGAGGAUAGCAGGAAACGGUUUGGAGUUAAAAGUAAAGGAAAUCGCUUCUUCCAGUUUCUGGAUGUGAAUAUUCAGGAUGCUGCAGUCUAUCACUGCGAACUGGUGUUAGAGGGGAAAAAAGUAGGAAAUGGAAAUGGAUCGCGUUUAAUCGUGUACGUUCCCCCAACCCCACUGGCGAUUUCCCGCAUGGAUCCCGAAAGAAAUCUGUCUGUAUUUCUGACUCUUGUGUGUGAAACGGCUGAGUUUUUCCCGGAGAAUCUCAACCUCACUUGGUAUAAAAAUGGCAUAGAAAUUACAACAGUGAAUACUAUCACUGAGCAGAGGAAUCCCGGGCAAUUGUUUAAAGCUCACAGUUAUUUGGAGGAGACACAGCCUGUUCAGAGUGGAGAUGUUUAUACCUGUUUGGUAUCUCACGUCAGCCUCCAGAAUCCAGGGAUUGCCAACUAUACGGUUUUGCUUCCUCACACAGGGAUCGGUGAUUGGACAAACAAUUUACUUGCACCUGGAUGUGCAGGUGGUGCGUGUGCAUUAUUGGUUAUUUUCAUCCUUUUUGCAAUCGGAUGCAGACUAAAGAAACGGAAAGGUUCAGGCGUGAUACCAAAUGAAACGGACUGCCCCGGAAAACGGACUGCGAUGGAAGCAGAUGCUGAGAGGAUGGUGUAUGCCACAUUGGAUUUAACUGGUUCUAAAAAAGUUGGAAAACCCAAGCAUCAGGAGGAGAGGACAGUAUAUGCCCAGACCAAACAGGGGACAUCCAGUAACAAAGUGACCUAUGCUGCUUUAGAUUUGUCUGGCUCCAAGAAAACAGCAACGCUUAAUCACAAUGACAAGAAUACAGAGUAUGCAGAAAUACAGAUGAAAAAGCUACAGAGGAGCAACAGAGACUGUCUCUAGAAAGCAAUGAGCCAUACACACACACAAAGUAUUGACGUAUUUAAGUGGCAGGUCUUGCCUCGUGGCCUUUGUUCAUUCACGUAUGUGCCAGUAUCACGCCACUAAUCGACCAUGACUUCCAGAGGUACCUGUAGUUAUCAGUGUCUGUUUUUUAUUUUAGUUUUCGGUCAACAAAUUAUGCUUAAAGGAAAAUAAACCCUCCUGCUUCAGUCUGGAUAAGCUAAUAUUUGACAGGUAUAUAUUAUUUUAAUUAACCAUUAAUAUCUGUAUCAAUAUAAUAAUGUGCUUAAACCUAAAUAUGGUUUAUCUAAGAUAAAAACACAGCUAUUAUAUCACUAAAAUGAAACUUACCAAAAUGCAUACUUUAAUAAAUACUUGGCAAAAUUAUUUCAGAGAUUGAUUCAUUUCCAAUAAGCAGUGAUAGUAGCAUGGAUGAGGGUCUUGGAGGCCGGAGGGCCAGCAAAGUUGCUGAGGUGGGGGACAGCUGAACGGAUCAAGGCAGAUUUGGGGUUUAAAGGACAGUUGAGAGUCAACACCAAAGUUCUACACCUCCAUGAGGUGGAAUGUGCAUCCACGGAGUCCUGGAGGUUAGAUCAUUCACCUCGCAAUCGAGAAGACCUGGGGUUUGAUUCCCGGGCAUGGCAAAAUGU